Schizosaccharomyces octosporus yFS286 is the source of this 580-nucleotide messenger RNA. Its product is annotated as 60S ribosomal protein L35a. Gene Ontology annotation, biological process: ribosomal large subunit biogenesis; cytoplasmic translation. The coding region runs from base 72 to 398 and encodes 108 amino acids. The transcript has 2 exons. The record is from RefSeq and is a predicted model, not a curated record. Gene Ontology annotation, cellular component: cytosolic large ribosomal subunit; ribosome. Lineage: Eukaryota; Fungi; Ascomycota; Schizosaccharomycetes; Schizosaccharomycetales; Schizosaccharomycetaceae. Gene Ontology annotation, molecular function: structural constituent of ribosome.
UGCAAAACAGUCACAAUCAAACCAAACCGUAUGCUUCCUAUCUUUAACCAACUCCCUUUUACCAAGCAAAUAUGCCUGCCCAAGGACACAGAUUAUACGUUAAAGCCAAGCACCUGUCUUACCAACGCAGUAAGCACCACAUUCAACCAAACACAUCUUUGGUUAAAGUUGAGGGCUGCGACUCCAAGGAAGAUGCUCAAUUUUACUUGGGUAAGCGCAUUUGCUUUGUUUACAAGUGCAACAAACCUAUCCGCGGAUCUAAGAUCCGUGUCAUCUGGGGUACCAUCGCUCGUGCUCACGGAAACUCUGGUGUAGUCCGUGCUCGCUUUGUUCACAAUCUCCCCCCUAAGACCUUUGGUGCAUCUCUUCGCGUCAUGCUUUACCCUUCUAACAUUUAAAUAAAAUUCAUGUUGCGCUUGGUAAAAAUGAGCUUUACUUUUCUUUUACACUCACAGGUUUUUCCAAUUGAUGUGAUGGAAUUUCAUUAAACGACUACCGUAAUUUGGUUACUAUUAUUUGCCAGCGAUAUACUUUUAAAAAAUAAUACUAAAUGUUUGUAGUCGAGGUAAUACUAUCUCCG